AUGACAAAGUAUUCCACGCGAGUUCCAGCCUGCAUCCUCCUGGCUGGGGGAGUUAUGGUAUGGGUCAUGCUUCACUUGUCUUCCAUGGAGACGCCGGAUUUUCCCUUUAUAUACGUCAUCACCCCAACUCAUAAGAGGCCAACGCAAAAAGCCGACUUGACGCGAAUGGGCAACACCUUGCGCCAGGUCCCGAACCUUCACUGGAUCGUGGUAGAGGACGCUGGCGUUCGGUCGCCCCUCGUUGCCAAAUUAUUAUUAAAUUCGGGAAUACCGCACACCCAUCUGAACAUCCUCAAACCUGAUUAUUGCAAGUCGGGUUGCGUAGCCAGAGGUAGUGAACAGAGAAACCUUGGCUUGGACUGGCUUCGGCAGCACCGGGGACCACUUGACUCUGGUGUGGUGUACUUCGGAGAUGAUGACAACACGUACGACCUGGAGCUUUUCGAGGAGAUGCGUUCCACCAAGUGGGUCUCGGUGUGGCCAGUGGGGCUGAUAGCCGGCCGUUGGUACGAGCGGCCAGUGGUCCACAAUGGGAAAGUGGUGGGCUGGUUCACAGGCUUUCCUGGAAGGAGAUUUGGCACAGACAUGGCAGGCUUUGCAGUCAAUCUGAACCUGAUCCUCGCCAAUCCCAACGCUCGCUUCGUCCUGCAGGGGGCCAAGAGUGGCAUGCAGGAGAACAACUUCCUGAACAAGCUCACCAAGCUGGAGGACCUAGAGCCCAAAGCAAACAACUGCACGAAGGUUUUGGUUUGGCAUACACGCACAGAGAAAGCACCACUGAACAAACAUGUCAAAGAUAAUGUGGACAUUGAGGUCUGA
Clupea harengus (Atlantic herring) is the source of this 819-nucleotide messenger RNA. RefSeq names its product galactosylgalactosylxylosylprotein 3-beta-glucuronosyltransferase 2-like. Gene Ontology annotation, cellular component: Golgi membrane. Gene Ontology annotation, molecular function: galactosylgalactosylxylosylprotein 3-beta-glucuronosyltransferase activity. The record is from RefSeq and is a predicted model, not a curated record. The coding region runs from base 1 to 819 and encodes 272 amino acids. NCBI's taxonomy places the organism in Eukaryota, Metazoa, Chordata, Actinopteri, Clupeiformes, Clupeidae. The transcript has 4 exons. Gene Ontology annotation, biological process: chondroitin sulfate proteoglycan biosynthetic process; carbohydrate metabolic process.